AUGGCGUUACCUUUCACAUAUCCGACACCAGAGGCGACAGACUCGCCAAGUUCGAGGGACGAGAGCAGAACACGGAAGCAUGGCGAGGAGAAGCACUCUUCCGGCUCCGACGAUGCUCACUCACAGCAGCCAGCACCAAAGAGACAGAAAGUCAUCGUCCAAUCCGAACACCAAGCGAUCAACGAGCUGGCCGCCAUCUGGAAUGCUGCUGAUCGCCCGAGAGAUGACUGCAAUAUAUGGGAAUUGACCGACUUCACCAUUUAUCACAGAAGCGACUACUUCCGGCAUGCUAAUGAGCUCUGUCCCGUUCACCAUCUGAUGGCCGAGUCUGGGGUCAAUCAACUUGUCUUCGACGGUGUCAUCAGUGUUGACACUGAGCAACGAUCCGUGAAAGGGGUCUCGUUCGAUUGUCUGGCUCUCGAAGGCUACGGAGAUGAAGGCGAAAGCAGUUCGGUGUCUGCAUGCAUCCAAUCUCCACUAGGCAAGAGAGGCAAUGUCUGGUAUCAACUCAAGCGUCCUGCAAGAGAGUAUACUCGUUACUACGAUGCUUCGCUCUGGGUCUUCCAAUUCACCAAGUACGUUAUCGACUUUCUUGAGUGCUCAGAACGACCGGUUACAUUGUGCUUGUUCCGCCGACAAUUCUAUGCGUAUGUGAAUCAAGUAUACCAACACUCGAUGUCCACGAAGGAGUGGUUGAGAAAACAUCCCUCACACGACUUCGGUCAGGCCUUCUGUGCAAACCUGGCCUUCCUUAUCAGAGAAUGCUAUAGUGUCAAUAAACAGCUGUUGAAACAACCUAUCUUUGGAGAAACCGAUGUCCAGAGACUACGAGCCAUACCGACGGAAGUCUCAGCAUAUAAGAAGACUGUUGUAACGCCAUUCGUCUUCGAGUCAUUCCACAAGAUGCCGUUCAAUUUCCAGAUGCAAGUUCUGCAGGACGUUGAUCCAACAACGUACCAAAGACAACUGUCUCGAAGAAAUCAGCUAGGUCUGACACCGCUCGGUUGUCGUCCAACCAGCAUACCGCCAUUCCAGAAUACAGCCACAGCCACAGCCAGGAAGAUUCGAAAAGGCGAUGUAAUCAGUGUUUUUGCAGACAAAAAAUCCCAGUGGAGAGGUUCGAGGGGAACUGUGUGGUAUGCCUUUGUGCAGGAGGUCCGAAAGUGGAAGAAUGGUGCGCUCAAGUUGGACAUCCUGUGGCUAUACGAACCGAGCGACACGACGCUAGGACAUGGUCAUUACCCAUACCAGAACGAGCUCUUCAUCAGCGACAAUUGCUCAUGUGGAGAAAACGCGAUCGACGCUGAAACGGUACAGUCAAUUGUGCCGGUUCAGUGGUUUGUCACCAAUCCUGGACAGUCACAAGGCUUCUUCGUCAGACAAAAGUUUCGGACCGAGCCAAUGCUGGGAGCCUACGACUUUACUCAACUUCAGCCAUCUGACUUUACCUGUGUAUGCAGACACACUGAAACAGAAAUGGACAAGGUCGCAAAGGAGUUCGGUAUCGGAGAUACGGUGCUUGUCUACCAUCAGACCGAAACGACAUUGAUUCUGGAGCCAGCCAUUAUCCGUGGCUUCACAUCACGCCAAAUCGCUUUGCAGGCUUUGCUUCGAUGUCGCCGUGACCUAGGCAAUGAUCGUGCGCCUCCUAACCAGCUUGAAUUGGCUGACGGUACCUUCGAAGUUGGUCCCGAGUCUAUCACCCGUAGCUGUAAAAUCGCAACCUUUGCUACAAUCACAGAUGUCAAAUCGCCUUAUGAUCGAGGCGGUGCAGGUGACUACUGGUUUGUCGUCAGCUCGACAAAGCCUACCUGGAAUUUCAAGCAAGAGACUACAACAAGCAGGCUCAACGGUAUGGGCAUCUUCUGUGGAGCGGGCUCGUUAGAUCGAGGUCUUGAGGAAGGAGGUGGUCUCAAAUUCAAAUGGGGCAUAGACAUAGCCCAGCAUGCGCUCCACUCAUACAGAGCAAACUCAAGGGAACCGGAGAAACUCAGCCUCUUUCUGGGCAGCGUGGACGACUAUCUCGCCAAAGCUAUUCAAGGGUCAGCAGACCACAGGAUCGCAACCAUUGGUGAUGUUGACGUGCUGGCCGCCGGAUCUCCGUGCCCUGGUUUCUCAGUCUUGCAGCCUGACAAGAACAGUAUCCCGUCUUUACGGAACUGCUCACUGGUGGCUUCUGUCUGUUCAUAUGUCGACCUUUUUAUGCCAACAUAUCUUGUUCUAGAGAAUGUUAUCGGCAUGGCAAGCGCUCCCAAGAACGCAAAGGAGUUGAACGUUUUCUCGCAGGUUUUGUGUUGCCUUGUAAGUAUGGGAUAUCAAGUCAAACAGCUCUUGAUGGAUCCUGGUCAUUAUGGAUCUUGUCAAUCUCGGCAACGACUUUUCAUCCUUGCGACUGCUCCUGGAAUUAUCCCUCCUGAAUCUCCCCCCCAGACUCAUGCCUGUGUCGAGCUAAGCAGGACCAACGCGAUCGGCUAUGCCUCGAACGGCCUUCCCUUUGGCCAGCGUAAACACGACGUGUGCCCUCUUCCGUCUCUGACUGCAGAGGAUGCGUUUGGAGAUCUGCCAAACAUCGCAGAUGGCCAUGUCCAGACAUGCGUCCAGGUCCCUGACCAUCGACUCUGCCGGUACGAGGACUUGAGAACUAGGGCAAUCAUCCAGAUGGUACCUCGCUGGCCUCGGGGCCAAGGCUUUAUGCAAGCAUACGCCGCCGGAAAGAUGUCCAAGCAAGCCAUAGCAGAUUACAGGUGGGCUAAUCAGUACAGAGGUUCCAAACACAGUAAAAGCUGGUCUCGCUUGUAUCCUGAUCGCCUUGUGGGAUGUCUUACUACAAUGAUCCAGCCUCAUGAUUCAUUCAUUGGUCGCACGCUGCAUUGGGACCAGCCUAGGCUCAUGUCGGUCAUGGAGGCAAGAAGGGUUCAGGGCCUUCCCGAUAACGAAAUCGUCAUCGGAAAACCGUCUCAGCAAUGGAGGCAAAUCGGUAAUGGUGUCGACAGGAAAGUGGCGUUUGCACUUGGACUUCAGAUUGCCAAAGCUCAUCAGAAGACUGUUGCAGCAAAAGACCUUCGUGACGGAAGCUUCUCGCAGACCAAACUCGAGUCUCGACAGGAAGUCGUCGCUCAGCUGUUACCUGAUGCCUCUGCCUCUGCCAUUGAGAAUCUGACUGCUUCUGACAAAGAGGUCGCAGAGUCGACGACGCAUGGUGGGGUCGUACUUCGAGCUUUGUUCGAGGUCUACACUGAAGCUCCAGUCAAGGGAGUGUUUCAGAAGGAUGGAGUGGAAUAUAUUGUUAUCGAUUGA
Molecule: messenger RNA, 3297 nt
Organism: Aureobasidium subglaciale EXF-2481
Lineage: Eukaryota; Fungi; Ascomycota; Dothideomycetes; Dothideales; Saccotheciaceae
Exons: 2
Coding region: 1-3297 (1098 amino acids)
Cellular component (GO): nucleus
Molecular function (GO): chromatin binding; methyltransferase activity
Source: RefSeq, a predicted model, not a curated record